Messenger RNA from Saccostrea echinata, 1839 nucleotides. RefSeq lists its product as uncharacterized. Gene Ontology annotation, biological process: neuropeptide signaling pathway. NCBI's taxonomy places the organism in Eukaryota, Metazoa, Mollusca, Bivalvia, Ostreida, Ostreidae. Gene Ontology annotation, cellular component: membrane. The transcript has 5 exons. The coding region runs from base 1 to 1839 and encodes 612 amino acids. Gene Ontology annotation, molecular function: corazonin receptor activity. The record is from RefSeq and is a predicted model, not a curated record.
AUGAAUCAGAGUGAAUCUAUUACCGCAUACGUUAAGGGUAAUACUGGAGAAUGGAGAUAUUUCUUAGGAGGGUUUAUGCUUGUGAGUCUGGUAUUCUCGGAGAUGGGAAAUCUGUUCUUAAUCAUUGGAAUAUACUCAAAGAAGCUCGACAGUGUAACAGCAAAAGUGAUAAAGGCUCUCACACUGACUGAUGCUGUGCUGGGCAUGCUGCUUAUACUUCCAUCCUGUGUUUCUAUGCUUAAUGAGGGGUGGAUCUUUGGUGGUGGAGGUUGUAUUCUACAGGGUCUCCUUUCUAACACUCUGCUAUCAUCACAUUGUUUUCUCAUGCUGUGCCUGGCAAUCGAAAGAUUUUAUAUGUUGGUAACAAAAAAUCCGUCAAAGCCUCUCAGUAGUUUCUGCAACGCUGGAAUUGUUGGCAUUUUCUUGCUUUCUGGUCUUCUGUCCGGAUUUCCUCUGUUGCAAAACAACAGCUACAGAUACAUGCCGGGUAUCUACCAUUGCGUUUUAUCCGCGGAUACAUUUCCGCUUUUUAUCAAUUUGAUGAUGUAUGUAAUUCCUCUAAUGGCUGUUACGUUCUUUUCCAUUCUUACAUUGAUGAAAACAACAUCAUGCUGUGUGGGAGGGAACAGAAUAUCAGUUAAUCCUAUUGAGGAGUCCGAGGCAGAAAAUCGAUUGAGGGAAGAAAGGAUAGGAAUGGCAAGGGCGUCAUUGUUUCCAACACUAACAACCUUUCGUGAAAUAGAUGAAACAAUUAUGCUUCCAAGGGUCGAAAUAAGAGCAACAAUUGCGUUGUCAUACUUGAAUUCCCCGUUGUCAGUCUUAUACAUCAUAGCUUUUUGUCUAAAGACUCUUGCAUUUUUCUGGCUCGAUAUCCAAGGCAAACUCGCUGGAAUAAGUCUCUUAUUUUAUACAAUUGCAAGUUUCAUCCAACCAUUUAUUCUUUUUGGAGUGAGCGGUGCUUUGCGAAAAUCAUUCAUCAAUUUCAUUAGGCGAAGAAAUGUUGAUACCACACCAACGCAUGUUUUUCGACUAAUAAGAAGAUCUCCUCGACCAAGAGAAGAACAUGAACUAUGUCGAGACAUCCCGACUUUUCUAAGACAGUCAUCUGCAGUGACGAUACACGGACAAAUAUCUUCACAAGUGAAUGUAAGCAGUGAAAACUGUCUCGAGGAAACCCGUGCAUGUAUGUCCAGCUCAUCUUCACUGGGAAGUGAUAAGUCAAAAUCUUCAAAGAAGGAAAACAAUCUCCUGAAACACACAGUUGUAAAACGACCACGAAUUGAUAAUGACCGUCGAUUUUCUCUGCAAAGUACCAACGCAGACAGUGUCGAUUCUAUGCUCGUCAAUGUCGGUGCUUCAGUGGAAUCGAAUAGUAGAUGGUCUGUUUCUACAGCCAGUGUCAUGACAUUGAACAUUCCGGAACUACAAAUGCCGUGUUCCCGUCCUAGAUCUAGAAUAACUCGUGUUAUGUCAGAAACAACUCACGAAUCACCGAGAGGCAAUACUUCUCCAACUAACAGUAUUUCAAGUGAACGUUUGCUCAAACCGUCUUUGUCUGCUGGAGUGAUGCUGUCUCCGAAAAAACUCUCACUUGGACGAGAAAGGACACAGUUCCGAAGUUUCUUGAUUGAUGACACUAGAUUGCCCCUUCCUCCAGUGGAGGACGUCAGUUCGCAAGAGUGCUCACCUAGGGAGAGUAAGGAAAUCCGUCAAUCUACCAUCUUGAAAGAAGUGAAACCAUUCCUACCCCUCUCUCCACGGAUAUCUAAACAGCGGUCAAGGAGUUUCGUUAUACGUAUGGAUAGUCAGACUGACUCUGUCUUCGGAGAGGUGGACUAG